Messenger RNA from Tarenaya hassleriana, 3039 nucleotides. RefSeq names its product CSC1-like protein At1g11960. The transcript is spliced from 12 exons. Gene Ontology annotation, molecular function: calcium-activated cation channel activity. The coding region runs from base 491 to 2821 and encodes 776 amino acids. The record is from RefSeq and is a predicted model, not a curated record. Lineage: Eukaryota; Viridiplantae; Streptophyta; Magnoliopsida; Brassicales; Cleomaceae. Gene Ontology annotation, cellular component: plasma membrane.
AAAAAAGGUUUCAACUUUCUUCUUCUCCUCCUUCUCCUUCACCUUUCCUUGUUCGUGUUUUUUCAGCGUUUUCGACGGAGUAAAACGGCACGUCGUCUCUUUUUUUCCUCUUCCUUUGUGUGCUGUUAAAGACUAGUACCGAUCUCUCUGUUCUGCUACCUUUUUUUCCCCUGUUUUUAGCUUUCUGUCGGGAGAAACAGAAGGAGAAGCAAAGUUAAGGAUGUAUUUGUGUUCCGGCAGCGAAAUGCUUUUCCUUUGAGAUGAGUUGAGGAAUAUUUUCGUCUGAUUUCUGGGUUCGUCUCAUAUUUUCUUCUUCUUGUUCUUUAUAUUCCCCCCGUCUCUAUAGCUUUCUGGGCAUAAUCUGAUAUUCGAGGCUGCUUCUAGAGAAAUAUGAAGAAAAGGGAACAUAUGGAUUCAUGGUUUGGCCGAUUUGGGGGCUAAAUGUUUUUGCAGGAGAAGCAGUGAUUUCAAAUAGUCAACAUAGUGAAAGAUGGCGACUUUAGGAGAUAUUGGGGUUGCAGCAGCAAUCAACAUUCUGAGUGCAUUCAUAUUCUUAUUGGCAUUUGCAAUCUUGAGGAUUCAACCCUUCAACGAUAGGGUUUACUUCCCGAAAUGGUAUCUGAAAGGUUUGAGGAGCAGCCCGUUGCAUUCGGGCGCUCUCGUCAGAAAGUUUGUGAAUUUGGAUUUGGGUUCGUACCUGAGGUUCUUGAACUGGAUGCCCGCCGCUCUUAAGAUGCCCGAGCCCGAGCUUAUCGAUCAUGCCGGGUUGGAUUCUGCGGUGUACUUGCGGAUUUACUUGAUAGGGCUCAAGAUUUUCGUCCCUAUAGCGUUACUUGCAUGGACAGUUCUGGUUCCUGUCAACUGGACCAGUGACGGCCUGCAAAUAGCGAAAUUGCGUAAUGUGACAUCGAGUAAUAUCGAUAAGUUGACGAUCUCAAAUGUCCAACCGGGUUCAGAAAGGUUUUGGGCUCAUCUCGUGAUGGCUUACGUCUUCACUAUUUGGACGUGUUAUGUUCUGAUGAAGGAAUACGAGAAAGUAGCUUCUAUGCGUCUGGAGUUCCUCCAGUCCGAGAGACGCCGUCCUGAUCAAUUCACAGUUCUGGUUAGGAAUGUGCCACCCGACCCGGAUGAAUCGGUUAGCGAGAAUGUAGAGCAUUUCUUCUUGGUUAACCAUCCGGACCAUUACCUUACACACCAGGUGGUGUACAAUGCUAAUGAACUGGCCAAAUUAGUUGGUAAGAAGAAGAAGAUGCAGAACUGGCUCGACUAUUACCAGCUGAAAUAUACGAGGAACAAGGAACAGAGGCCGAGAAUAAAGACAGGAUUUCUCGGUCUAUGGGGAGAGAAGGUAGAUGCGAUCGAUCAUUAUGCAGCCGAAAUCGAGAAACUAAACGAGGAAAUAGAGGAGGAGAGGAAGAGAGUGACGAAAGAUCCAAAGAGUGUGAUGCCUGCAGCUUUCGUCUCGUUCAAGACACGGUGGGGAGCUGCCGUCUGCGCUCAGACACAACAGUCUAAAAACCCGACAGUUUGGUUAACCGAGUGGGCUCCCGAGCCACGGGAAGUGUUCUGGUCGAACCUGGCAAUGCCUUACGUCUCUCUCACGGUGAGGAGGCUUAUAAUGCAUGUUGCCUUCUUCUUCCUUACCUUCUUCUUCAUGAUCCCCAUCGCCUUCGUCCAAUCCCUCGCCAGCAUCGAGGGCAUUGAAAAAUCUGCUCCCUUCCUCAAAUUUAUAAUCGAAAAGAAGUUUAUCAAAUCGGUGAUCCAAGGUUUUCUUCCGGGUAUCGCGUUGAAGCUCUUUCUGAUGUUUUUGCCGAGCAUAUUGAUGGUCAUGUCGAAAUUCGAAGGCUUUGUAUCGACGUCAACUUUAGAAAGGAGAGCAGCUUUUCGGUAUUACGUGUUCAACCUCGUUAAUGUCUUCCUCGGAAGCAUAAUCACUGGAACUGCAUUUGAACAGCUCGAUUCUUUCCUUAAACAAUCCACGAAUCAGAUUCCACGGACUGUAGGAGUCGCUAUACCGAUAAAAGCGACGUUCUUCAUCACCUACAUUAUGGUGGACGGUUGGGCAGGCGUGGCCGGGGAGAUUUUGAGACUGAAACCUCUCAUUAUCUACCACUUGAAGAACUUUUUUUUGGUGAAAACCGAAAAGGACAGGGAAGAAGCGAUGAAUCCAGGACAGAUCGAUUUCUAUUCUUCCGAGCCACGGAUCCAACUCUACUUCCUUCUCGGCCUUGUCUACGCCACCGUGACACCUGCUCUUCUUCCUUUCAUCAUCAUCUUCUUCGGGUUGGCCUUCCUCGUUUUCCGACAUCAGAUCAUAAAUGUGUACAACCAAGAGUACGAGAGCGGGGCGGCGUAUUGGCCGGACGUCCAUGGACGUAUAAUAACGGCUUUAAUCAUAUCGCAGAUACUUCUGAUGGGAUUAAUGAGCACUAAAAAAGCCGCUCAGUCCACGCCCUUCCUCAUCGCUCUACCCAUCCUCACCCUUGGUUUCCACCGGUUCUGCAAAGGCCGGUAUGAACCGGCUUUCAUUCGGUACCCUUUGCAGGAAGCAAUGAUCAAAGACACAUUGGAACGGGCAAGAGAACCGAACCUAGAUUUGAAACCGUAUCUUCAAAAGGCCUAUAUUCAUCCGGUUUUCAAAGACGAAGGCGAAGAUCGGUUCGAUGAUAUGCUCGAGAAAUCGGAGGAUGACAAAUGUUUGAUCGUGCCGACCAAACGUCAGUCCCGGAGAACCACACCGGCGGUCAGCAAUGCCAGUGGUGGGUCAUCCCGUUCGCCGUCAUCCUUGACAGAUCCUGAUAAGGGGAAAGGCGAACCUUAAUGGGUACUGAACCGGGCGUGCAUAAACCGAACCGGUUAACGAGUCCGAUAGUUUGGUUUUAGGGUAUAGCAGAAAUGUAGCUUAACUCCAUAGGAAUCUUUCUUUCCCAUCCUUUGCGAGACAGUGAGGUUGUAAUAUAUAUAUAUAGUUGUAUGUAUGUGUGUGUGUUUUAUAUACUUAUUCUUGAGUUAUUAAAUGACUUAAUUUUCGGAUUCAAA